Raphanus sativus (radish) is the source of this 4129-nucleotide messenger RNA. RefSeq names its product pre-mRNA-splicing factor ATP-dependent RNA helicase DEAH7. Gene Ontology annotation, cellular component: spliceosomal complex; intracellular anatomical structure. The transcript has 17 exons. The record is from RefSeq and is a predicted model, not a curated record. Gene Ontology annotation, biological process: mRNA splicing, via spliceosome. The coding region runs from base 224 to 3949 and encodes 1241 amino acids. Lineage: Eukaryota; Viridiplantae; Streptophyta; Magnoliopsida; Brassicales; Brassicaceae. Gene Ontology annotation, molecular function: RNA binding; ATP binding.
ACGUUGUUAAAAAAAAAAAAAUUGGGAAACUCAGAAAAAAAAAAAAGCUUCCGGAAUAGCAUUCUCACGCACGCACGCUCAGGGAAGAAGCCCUAACUAACUCAUCUCGCCGGAGUCGUAUCCUCGCCGUGAAGGACGGUCGACGAAGCUCUGUGUCGUUACUUUCCUAUACGGAAUAUAGUGGUUCUGAGCUGAAAUCGACCGAUUCAUCAUCCACUUAGCAAUGGGGGUCGAUCCUUUCAAAGCUACGGAGACGUCGGAAACGGAGAAGGAAAGCGGUGGCAGCGAUCUUCCGGUGAAGGAGAAACUGACUUUUACAGCUCCCGAGAGGAAGUCCCGUCUAGGGUUGGAUGUAAGGGCAAUGGAGAAAAGGGAGAGUGCCAAGUCCCAGGGGGAGUUCAAGGUCCCCAAGAAGCCAGCAAUAUCUGUUUCAGCGUCUAUGGAUGAAGAUGAUAGAUCUCAUGUAUCUGGAAUUGACGAUGGAGCAGAUAACAGUCGACCUGACCAUUCCACCAGAAGGUAUAGAGAUAAAUCUUCAAGAUCUGAGACUGCACAAGAAAGUACUGUGACCACAGCGAAAGCUGCAGCUUCAGAUACUCCUAGGAGAGAUGGACACCGAAACGAAUAUAGGUAUGACAGAAGUGAAACUCCGCGGUCAAGGCAGAGAAGCACAUACGAUGAGGUAGAUCGCUACCGAGGGAGGGAGUCCUAUCGCCAGUCACCCCGAGAUUAUCACGGAGAAAAGCGGGGAAGAUACAGUAGUGAAAGGAGAACUCCAGGUAGGUCAGACUGGGAUGAUGGGAGAUGGGAAUGGGAAGAUAGUCCACACGGAGAUAGAGACUCUUCUUACAACAAACGGCAUCAGCCUUCUCCAUCACCCAUGUUAGGUGCAGCUUCACCAGAUGCUCGUUUAGCCUCCCCCUGGCUGGAUACACCACGCUCAACAAUGGCUUCUGCUUCUCCAUGGGAUAUUGGUGCACCUUCUCCUGUCCCAAUCCGAGCUUCUGGGUCCUCUGUCAGAUCCUCAAGCUCAAGGUAUGGUGGAAGAUCCAAUCAACUUGCAGACUCUAGGGAAGGUGAUCUGACCAAGGAGGGGCAUCCAGAUGAGGAUAGAUCCCAAGGAGCUGAAGAAUUUAACCAUGAGAUCACAGACACAAUGCGUCGAGAAAUGGAGUAUCACUCGGAUCUUGCAUGGUAUGAUACGGACGAAGGGAACUCACUGUUUGAUGCAGAUAGUGCAUCCUUUUUUCUUGGAGAUGACGCUUCUGUGCAGAAAAAGGAAGCUGAGCUGGCAAAAAGACUGGUUAGAAGGGACGGUAGCAAAAUGUCUCUCGCUCAGAGUAAAAAAUACUCUCAGCUUAAUGCAGAUAAUGCUCAGUGGGAAGACCGUCAGCUUCUCAGAUCUGGAGCUGUUAGAGGCACAGAAGUGCAGACGGAGUUUGAUAGCGAGGAAGAACGGAAGGCAAUUCUUCUUGUACAUGAUACAAAGCCUCCUUUCCUUGAUGGAAGAAUCGUUUUUACGAAGCAAGCAGAGCCAGUAAUGCCUAUAAAGGAUCCUACAUCAGACAUGGCUAUAAUUUCGCGAAAAGGAUCGGGUCUUGUGAGAGAAAUUCGGGAGAAACAAAGUAUGCAUAAAUCGCGACAGCGAUUUUGGGAGCUUGCAGGUUCUAACCUUGGUAAUAUCCUUGGUGUUGAAAAAUCAGCUGAGCAGAUUGAUGCCGAUACUGCUGUAGUUGGUGACGAAGGUGAAGUAGACUUUAAGAACGAGGCUAAAUUUGCACAGCAUAUGAAGAAGGGAGAAGCUGUGAGUGAAUUUGCCAUGUCAAAGACCAUGGCACAGCAACGACAGUAUCUUCCCAUAUUUUCUGUUAGAGAUGAUUUAUUGCAGGUAAUAAGAGAAAACCAGGUGAUAGUGGUGGUUGGAGAAACUGGUUCGGGAAAGACUACUCAGCUCACACAGUAUCUUCACGAGGACGGAUACACUAUAAACGGUAUAGUAGGUUGCACCCAACCAAGACGUGUAGCAGCUAUGAGUGUUGCAAAGAGAGUUAGUGAAGAGAUGGAAACAGAGUUGGGCGAUAAAGUGGGGUAUGCCAUUCGUUUUGAAGAUGUAACUGGUCCAAAUACUGUUAUCAAGUACAUGACGGAUGGAGUGCUACUGAGAGAGACACUUAAAGAUUCCGACCUGGAUAAGUAUCGUGUGGUAGUGAUGGAUGAAGCGCAUGAAAGGUCACUCAACACAGACGUUCUUUUUGGAAUACUGAAAAAAGUUGUGGCUCGGCGUCGUGAUUUCAAACUGAUAGUCACGUCAGCGACCCUUAAUGCUCAAAAGUUUUCUGAUUUCUUCGGGAGUGUGCCUAUAUUCAACAUUCCUGGAAGGACUUUCCCUGUCAAUAUUCUCUACUCUAAAAGUCCUUGUGAAGACUAUGUUGAAGCCGCAGUUAAACAGGCAAUGACGAUUCACAUAACGAGCCCACCUGGGGACAUUCUCAUAUUCAUGACCGGGCAAGAUGAAAUUGAAGCAGCGUGCUUUGCUCUUAAGGAGAGAAUGGAACAGCUGGUUGAAUCAGCCAAAAGAGAAGUCACGAACCUACUGAUUCUCCCUAUAUACUCUCAGUUACCUGCUGACUUGCAAGCAAAAAUAUUCCAGAAACCGGAAGAUGGAGCCCGCAAAUGCAUUGUUGCCACCAAUAUCGCUGAAACGUCAUUGACAGUCGAUGGAAUAUACUAUGUGAUUGACACAGGGUAUGGAAAGAUGAAGGUUUUCAAUCCUAGAAUGGGUAUGGAUGCUCUUCAGGUUUUCCCCAUUAGUCGUGCUGCCUCUGAUCAGCGUGCAGGAAGAGCUGGAAGGACAGGGCCCGGAACUUGUUACAGGCUGUAUACAGAGAGCGCAUAUUUAAACGAGAUGUUGCCCAGUCCCGUGCCAGAGAUUCAGCGUACAAAUUUGGGUAACGUUGUGUUGUUGUUGAAGUCACUGAAAAUAGACAACUUGCUAGAGUUUGAUUUCAUGGACCCACCUCCACAAGAGAACAUACUGAACUCUAUGUACCAGCUUUGGGUGUUGGGUGCGCUUAGCAAUGUCGGAGGAUUAACUGAUCUCGGGUGGAAGAUGGUGGAGUUCCCGUUGGAUCCACCUCUUGCGAAGAUGCUCUUAAUGGGUGAAUGGCUCGACUGCAUAGACGAGGUCUUGACGAUCGUGUCAAUGCUUUCAGUACCUUCAGUGUUCUUCAGACCGAAAGAGAGAGCAGAAGAGAGCGAUGCCGCGAGGGAGAAGUUUUUCGUGCCGGAGUCGGAUCAUCUGACGCUACUGAAUGUGUAUAAGCAAUGGAAAGAGCAUGACUACAGAGGAGACUGGUGCAAUGACCACUACCUGCAAGUCAAAGGUCUGAGGAAAGCUAGAGAAGUAAGAUCCCAGCUUCUGGAUAUCCUCAAGCAACUCAAGAUACCGCUCAAGUCGUGUGGGCCGGAUUGGGAUAUCGUGAGAAAAGCCAUAUGCUCAGCGUACUUCCACAACUCGGCUAGAUUAAAAGGUGUUGGGGAGUAUGUGAACUGUAGAACCGGGAUGCCUUGCCAUCUGCACCCGAGCAGUGCACUGUAUGGUCUGGGGUACACGCCUGAUUAUGUGGUGUAUCACGAACUGAUCUUAACCACGAAGGAGUACAUGCAGUGUGCUACAUCUGUUGAGCCGCAUUGGCUGGCUGAGUUGGGACCAAUGUUUUUCUCGGUCAAGGACUCGGAUACAUCCAUGUUGGAGCAUAAAAAGAAGCAGAAGGAAGAGAAAACAGCGAUGGAGGAAGAGAUGGAGAAGCUGAGAAGAGAUCAGGCGGAGGCGGAGGUGAGAAGCAAGGAGAGAGAGAAGAGGAAAAGGGCAAAGCAGCAGCAACAGGUUUCAGGUCCUGGCAUGAAGAAAGGCAGUACUUAUCUCAGGCCUAAGAAGUUUGGUCUCUAAAACAUUGUAGUAAAUCUUACUUGUUGGAAUACGUGAGACUCCAAAGACCACCUUGUUUGGUAUUGUAAACUUUUUCUUACAAAACAAAACAGAAGCAAGAUCGAGCAAACUGUAAUCAACUUGUGUUAUACUUGAUUUUAAUGUACUAUCAUUUGAUGAUAUUCAUUUUUUUCCAACUUA